GCAACGAAGUUAAGCAUGAGCUGAGUAGUAGCGUUGUCGAAGUAAGUGAAUAAUACAAUUUGUUAUGGUACCUUCGCACCCCAUUUCUCUAAUGAUCGGUAGAUGGCAGCACUUCCUUGAGUCCAUCGGAAUAUAAUAGCAAAAAAGAAACCACUGCCACACUUAGGCGCCUUUUAUUCACUGAACGUUUCUUUCCUCCCAUGCUUUCAGUGGUCGAUCUGGCCAUACAAAACAUUGACAUAAGUUAUCCUUGAGGUAAUUAAUUUUCUGUUUAAUUUGAGAACACCGUAUUUCCUGUGUAUAUAUUUAAGCCAUUCCUUCAUUCAUAUAGACCGUUGUUUCUUUUUUUUUUAAGUUCCAGUUUGCCUGUCUUUUUUUUUUUUUUGCUCACCUCAUUCGAUUGCAUAUUUUUCUUUUCGCAGCCAGGGCAAAUUUGAGCUGGACAGCCAGCACCUCGAGCUGCAUCUGUCCAACAAGCGGUAUUUUGCGGCGCCCUCGCCUCUAACUUGUGCGCCGACCGACAGAUGGCGGCACAUUCUGGAGAGCCCUCGCUGGACCCCUCGAACGCGAGCGCUGCGCCAGCGCCUCUCCUCCACAGUCGAUGCGCAGUGCCACCAGGGGCGCCCCGCUUCGUCGGGUCAGUGAGAUUCCCUCAGUCUCUUUGCCAGUGCCAGAUCAGACGCUCGACCGUUAGCUUAUUUCGCGCGCACGGUCCCGCGUGGUUAGUAGGCACGCUGAUGAACUCUGUAUCCUCUCUAUCACGCCGUGUGAACGCCUCUCAGCGUGAAUCUUUUCCUUUAUUCGAACACUGGGCCUGAAUCUUAGUGUCUCAGGUUUAGGUAUCACCGUCCUUUCAGCAGGGUAAUUCGGAACCGUAAAGAUUUAGUAGUUUGAGUGCAUAUAGCGUACUAACGCGCGAUUCACUCAAGCGUCGUAGCACCUUGUCACCGGCCCAUAUGAUGCGUAGGCAACGAGAGGGAAAAUGAUGGCGUUUCGUGAGAUAUGCGGGCCGUCUUAGAAUAAUUACACGUUGAUGUAUUUUUCUUUCUCCUCCUCAACCAUUAAACAGGCCGAAGUUUGAGCAGCUGGCGUGCAGAGCAUGCGGCCCGCGUUCGCACCCCCAAAUGGAGGCAGGUCAUUGUCGUCGUCUCCUACGUGUCGUCUACUCGCCUGUCGAAGUAUCGCACCUUCUGCACUGAUUUACCAUGGAUUACGAUGUAAUGCCUUCGAGAGCGUCGAAGGAGACAGCGGUCGCGAGUGGACCUGCUCCUGGAUGCACUCCGGCGGCCGUGAGUAAGCCGUCCUACGCUGCACGUGCUUCGAAAGUGCCGGAUAGUCCGGAACGUGUCCGAUUCCGCGGUGUUUGUGCAGUUCAUUGACUGCAGAGCGCUGCCGAAGACAGCGUGUGGACCAAGACUGCGGCAUCUGCGUAUGGGGGUGUUUCAACCAUUCCCAACUGGGUUUAUUGUGCGACACUUGACAACAUGGCUGUAGGAGGCUGGCUGGCGGGAGGCACCGAAUCAACCCUGCUCCAUGCAUACCUGGAACCUUCCGGAGAUGCGUCCACCACAACGGUGGGCGCAAAGGGAAAAUCAAGUCGAUCGAAUGGCGAGCGGAAAGGUUGUCAUCGAGAGGCUUCUUGCAAUAUUCGCAGAUGCAAAUCAGCGUGUUGUACGGGCAGAGUGCGCGCAUUGACCGACUCACUUAGUGCCAUGUGCGCGUCCGUAGCUGCGAGGACACGUUCUUUCUUCGAACGUCCUCCGAGCCUCGAAGCCAGUUCGAACGCAGUUCCAGUGGAGGAGCAGCGUCGGUCAUCCUCCCACUGCCAUCGACGCCAACAUCCGCAGCAACACCAGCAAAAGCGGCGGGACGGCGUCGACUGUGCCGGCGCCAAAGUACCGACGUGCGUGGACGACGGUGUUGGACGGAAGCGGUGUUCGACCAGUGCCGCGUGGAUGCCCGCCGUGUGUGCCGGUGUUGUGGCUGUGCUGUGUUACAUGAACUCGCUGGAUGGAGAUUUCGUGCACGACGACAUGGUGGCGGUGGUGGGGAACCCAGACGUCACCGGUGAGAACAGACGACACGCGUUGUCCUCCUCCUCGCCGUCGUCGUCGCUUUGGACGAACGAUUUCUGGGGCCGACCGAUGGCCGACCCCCGGAGCCAUAAGUCGUACCGGCCGCUCACAGUGCUCAGUUUCAGGGCUAACUACUACGCCAAUGGGCGCCAGGUACGCGGCUACCACAUGGUCAACGUGGCUCUGCACUGCGCAUGCUCUGUUCUGGUGGCCAUCGUCGCACGCUGCGUGAUGCGGAUACCUGCCCUCCAUGCGUGCCUGGCAGCGACGCUGUUCGCUGCUCAUCCGGUCCACACUGAGGCCGUGUCCAGCAUAGUGGGCCGAGCCGAAGUGCUGUGCUGCCUCUUCUUUCUGCUCUCGUUACUUUGCUACCACUGCUGCCAAGUUUCGAGUGAUGGCAGAGGAGGUCACGGAAGGUCGAUAUGGCUCGCAGCAUGCGGUAUACUGUCCGUAUGUGCGCUGCUUUCCAAGGAACAAGGCAUCACCGUGCUACCGCUGUGCAUGGCCCUGAGGAUACGCACAUUAGUCGUUGAUUGUACGAGUCCAGAAGGACAGACGCAAUGCCAUAAGGCUCACCGACGAUGCUGGCCAAUGUGCAGAAACUGCAUACGAGACACUGUCUACCGAUGUUUUUUGGAUCGUCACCUUGCCGCUCUCGUGGCAUUGACGACGUUACUACUGUGCUUCAGGUUAUGGAUUCUACAAGGAAGCUUCCCCGAAUUUUCCGAGAUGGACAACCCUGCUUCCUUCUCACCAAAGAGUGGGACGAGGUGAACAAGAUAUUUUAGGCAAACUAACGAUAUUUACAAAAUCUUCACAUUCAAACAGUAUGGGUUAGACAUGUGGUACAAAACACACAUGCGUCGGUAAGGCUUGAUCUGAGGAGUGCGCUAGGGCGUUCUCAUAUUGUUCUUUACUGUGUGUACUGAA
Molecule: messenger RNA, 3005 nt
Organism: Dermacentor andersoni
Lineage: Eukaryota; Metazoa; Arthropoda; Arachnida; Ixodida; Ixodidae
Source: RefSeq, a predicted model, not a curated record